Doryrhamphus excisus (bluestripe pipefish) is the source of this 1081-nucleotide messenger RNA. It is a transcript of the gene coa6, whose product is annotated as cytochrome c oxidase assembly factor 6. The record is from RefSeq and is a predicted model, not a curated record. Gene Ontology annotation, cellular component: mitochondrion. Gene Ontology annotation, biological process: respiratory chain complex IV assembly; mitochondrial ATP synthesis coupled electron transport. NCBI's taxonomy places the organism in Eukaryota, Metazoa, Chordata, Actinopteri, Syngnathiformes, Syngnathidae.
UACUGGCGUUUGACGUCAUCAACGUGCGACCAGGAAAAACUGCCCUUCGCCUAGCUAAUGCUGUCACCUCGAAAGUAAACAUAACAUCACCUAUACUGUAAAGUAUAUGGAUCGACAAUCUUAACACAGAAGCCAUUUGUGGAAAUAUAUCAUCCAAGCUUUAUUAACACAAUUCAAGUCAGAGUGAAGUGCUGAUGGCAGCUCCAAACUCCGCAGAGAGGAAAGCCUGCUGGGAUGCCAGGGACUUAUUGUGGAAGUGCAUGGAUGACAACAAUGAUAAAGCAACAGCCUGCCAGAACUUCCAAAGAGAAUUUGAGGCUAAAUGUCCAGCGCAGUGGGUCAAGUAUUUUAUUAAAAGGAGAGACUUCCUGAAAUACAAGGAGAAGAUGCAAACAGAGGGGUUCACUCCUGCUGAAGGACCUCGACAGCCUUCCUAACAAUAGCAAUCCUGACAUGUCUUCUUUGGUUUUUAUUGCCGAUUUAAAUGGAGCAAAACAGUACUGGCAUGACAGGAAUAUUGGGACAAAGGCAGACAUUUAUAAUAUAUUUACACAGUCACUGCAGUCAAUGUUGAAACACCCCACAGGAUUACGUGACCAUUGUCAAUAAAGGGGAGAGGGACUGAAUGAAGGACAAGUUAAGGUCAAAGUGAAUGUUGGAAUUGACCACCAGUAAAAUAAUGAAGAUGUUGCAUAGUAACAUCUCCAAAAACCAGACUAUGAUGGAAAAUGUGACGGUCUAGAAGCAUCACAAAGGAUGCCAACCACAAGACAAAGAAGGCUUUUAUUUUGUCAUGUUUGUGGCCUUAAGCAUUUGGUUCCAUUUAUAUAUUUUUGAGCAGUGGGGUGUAUUUAUCUGUACAGAGCUGAAGAUGACAUUUGGAUCGGGAAUGGGUUGUUUGAACAUCUCAUGUUGCCCAACUGGUCUGAAGUAUCAAAUACAACAAUAAUGGAAAAGAUCUGCAUUUAUAUUUCAUUGGAAAAAAGUGUACUAUCACUGUGGACUUAAGGAAAUGUGAUCAUGCAAUCUUUUUGAAAUAAAUGUAAAUAACAGACAUUGGCUUCAGGGAUUUUAUUCUUGU